UAUGAUAAAUAUUCAUUUUGUAUUUAUUGCUGGAGUGGCGUAUUGGAUUUUUGGAUAUGCAUUAGCUUUUGGGGAUGAUGUUGGAGGCUUUGUAGGAUCGACUUACUGGGCACUUGGAAACAAGCCAAAAAAAUUGGCACAUUGGUUUUAUCAUUACGUUUUCGCCGCAACUGCAGCGACUAUCGUUUCUGGAGCUUUAGCUGAAAGAUGCAAUUUUAUCGCAUAUCUCGUUUAUAGUUUCAUAAUUUCAGGUUUUAUAUAUCCUAUUGGAUCACAUUGGUCAAAGUCUGCCGCUGGUUGGUUAGCCAAAGGUAUCCAAUUUGACGGUGACAAGAUCAAAUAUUUAGAUUCAGCGGGCAGCGGAGCAGUUCACGGUAUGGGUGGAAUAUUAGCCCUUACAGGAGCUAUUAUAAUGGGGCCAAGAAUUGGUCGAUUUGACGAUGUGGACGGAAAACCAAAACCAAUUAGAGGACAUUCUGUUCCUUUGGCGGCUUUGGGCGGUUUUAUCCUUUACUUUGGCUUCUUGGCUUACAACGGAGGGGCUAAAGGUACAUUAUCCAACGAAGGAGAUGGAAAUGAAAUUGCACUAUCAAUUGUAAAUACUAUAGUUUCCGGUUCUGGUGCUGCAAUGAUGGCUUUGCUCUUACAAAGAUAUUUAUCAGGAAGAAAUGGUCAAAUACCUAAAUGGAGUUUGUUAACAACUAUUAACGGUGGUUUGGCUGGAAUGGUGUCAAUUUGCGCUGGCUGCAAAAGUGUAGAACCAUGGGCUUCGUUCAUUACCGGUUGUAUCGCCGCAAUAGCUUAUAUGCUUUGGAGUAAGCUUCUUCUAAAGAUGCAAAUCGAUGAUCCAAUAGACGCAUUUGCCGUUCAUGCAGGGGGAGGAAUAUGGGGAGUUUUAGCCGCUCCAAUCUUUAAAUCAGGCGAUGGUAUAGUUUACGGAGGGAGCAGAGCUUCUUUCGUUCUAUUUGGAUGGAAUCUUGUUGGUGUAAUUGUUUACAUCGCUUGGUCUGGUUUCAGUGGUUUUGUCUUAUUUUUUACUCUACAUAAAUUGGAUUUGUUAAGAGUUCCUACAAGAUUGGAACAUUCUGGUUUAGAUAUACCAAAACAUGACGAACCAGCUUAUCCUGGAGAUAAAUUAACUUAUAUUGAAGAUUUAAGAGCGGCGACUAGAGGACGAAGGGGAACAAUGUUUCAUCUGGGAAUGUUGUCGAGAAUGGGCAAAUUAAAUAAAUCUUUCGAGACUGAUGAAGACGAGAAGAACUCUCAAACUUCAGCUCCUUGUUCUCCCAAUGUUAAGUCAAGAAGAGUGAGUAGAGUAAAAUUUGGAAGUGUAGAAUCGCCAAUACGAAGAAAGGAACAAGACGAUUCGGACGACGAUAAAGAGGCUGUAAACGGAAAUAUUAUUCACGAAGAAGUACGAAUCGACUCACUAGACGAAGUAAAAGAAGAGAACGAUGAAUUCGAUGAAAUGACAGAUGAACCUAAUGGGAAUGAAUUGAAUCAUAAUAUUAAAGUUGUAACAAUAAGCGAAACAGGUAUGAAAGAUACAAAUUCAUCAGAAUUAUAA
This is a messenger RNA of Dimorphilus gyrociliatus, 1567 nucleotides long. NCBI's taxonomy places the organism in Eukaryota, Metazoa, Annelida, Polychaeta, Dinophilidae. The record is from the annotation of a GenBank genome assembly.